Mytilinidion resinicola is the source of this 1509-nucleotide messenger RNA. RefSeq lists its product as uncharacterized. The transcript has 6 exons. Bases 1 to 1509 code for a protein of 502 amino acids. The record is from RefSeq and is a predicted model, not a curated record. NCBI's taxonomy places the organism in Eukaryota, Fungi, Ascomycota, Dothideomycetes, Mytilinidiales, Mytilinidiaceae.
AUGGUCGUGACCCAGGUAUUCCUUCUUGUGUCAAUGGAGAACGGCACCCCUCGAGUCUUCAACCGAAAACCGAGGAAAAUCAUUAGAAGACGUUGGACGACUGGUUUCUUCCGCUUGUAUCUAAACUAUUGGAAUAGUUUUGUCGAGAACGAGAGGCCUGGUGCUUCUAUACACGAUGAGGCUUCCUUGCAACACUUUAUCUAUCUCCAAGCCAAGGGGAUAAAUGGCAUUUACGGACUAGAUGCAUGCGUAGAGACUGUCCGAAAUUAUUGGAAUAUUUUUACGGCAGCAUGGAGGCGAGGGUAUGGUGAGAUCGCCAGCGAUCUGGUUGAAAGCAUUACAAACUAUAUCUACAACGUUCUGAUGAUCAAAAUCCCUCUUGCUAAGGAAAAGCGACCACGUAGAUAUGCCAACGCAAGCCAUCUCCUUGACUAUGGGAUGCAGACCUGUCAGAGAGAUCACUAUCAAGGCAUCAAACCUGGAACAAGAGUUAGUGAUUGGGCCUUGCUGAAAUCGAACAUCUUUACUAUCUCGCGCAUUGGCGAGUACGUUGAAUCUACCGCCCGGACGGGUACUGGUCGAGGCUUGAAGUACAAAGACGUAAUGCUUAUAUGCUUUUGGAAUGAAGACCGGCAGCCGGAGCUUGCUAUUCGACAUACUAAAGAUGCGAAGAACAUAACAGAUGCUCUCGAUAGUAGAAGGCCCAAAAACUCUUUAGCAGAAGGCCGUAAACCUGACCUACUCUGCUUUAACCCUCUUCUUGAGCAUUUGGCCAACCUGCUUAAUAUUCAGGCAUUCCUUAACCUAAAUCACAACACAAUAGAAGAUAAACACUACUCGGAGUCUGAAAGAAUGGGGGCUGCAGCGCACUUGAAUCCAAGGACAUACACCAACAACUACCGGCCACGUGAAAGCGGUGUAGACGGUCAAGCAACUUUUCUUAGGAAAGAGAGGCGAGACAUAGUGAGCGAAGCAUUCCUCGAAAUAAGCAUACCGUACAAUCCAUGUCUCUCCCAGCGGCUUCCCGCAAAGGAGAUGUACAAGCUUCAAACGAGUCAGGAAUAUCGUCAGCUUGAAGCAGACAUUGUGUUCAGUGAGGACAAGGGGGAUAAGAAGGAGCUGGAGAAGGCGAUGCAAAAGAAGCGCAACUUAAAAGACGACACUCUUAAAAGGUGGCAGAAAACCCAGCCCUACAGCAAUAUGCCAGAGUAUCAUCAUACUAUCUUCGAUCGAUGCCGGUUUAUGAUGCCGGAGCGCGAUCGUCUUGCGACGAAUCUUUUCGAGGAAACCACAUUACGGAGUGAGUUAGGUAUUUCAGUCUUACGAGACAUGAUGUCGCUGCUCAAGAAAACUUCGGAAGUUGAAUUCAGGCCCGGUUUAGAACCAGAAAAGUGUUCUUGCACAGAGGAUGAGUUCAAAGAAAUUGAUCGCAAAUACGACUGGAGGCACAUAUAUGACUGCUAUAAGAAGCAGCAUAGUUUUGCUGAGCUUUGCUUUCUCUGCAACUAG